Fusarium venenatum is the source of this 1350-nucleotide messenger RNA. RefSeq lists its product as uncharacterized. The record is from RefSeq and is a predicted model, not a curated record. NCBI's taxonomy places the organism in Eukaryota, Fungi, Ascomycota, Sordariomycetes, Hypocreales, Nectriaceae.
AUGGCUACAUGCACUGGAGCUCGUGAGGAGUGCCUCAAUUUUGACACGUAUCUGCUACUGGACAAGAAUUUCAACGCGGAUCCAGAUAUUGCAGGAAUAAGGCUUUAUCCAGCAUUGCACAAUUACGCAAUACCACUUCUUUGUGGUAUACGCGGCAUCAUGGAUCUCAACAAACGUUCAUCAAUGCGCAGCACAGGUUCUAGGCAGCAGAAGAAACAAGUGGCGCCUAACACGUUUAGUGUUGUUCUGGUCAUCGUCCUGUGGCCUUUGCUUGCUGCUUCGCUGAUCAUUGUUUUGAAUGAGAGGUUCAUGAAAGUGUUGGGGUUGUCGACACAGUGUAUCUGGGACGAGCUCUUUCGACUUCCUGCACGAUCUUUUUUCUUCAUGUUAGUUGAGCAAGCAAUUCUUAUUUGGGGAACCAUCGACACACUGGGGAGUUAUUCAGUCACCGUGGCCGGAUGGAUGAAGGUCCUGAGUGCUAGGCUUAAUUUCGUCCUGAGCGCGCCCAGAAAGGUGCUAUUUCGGAUCAGAAAAUAUCGUGGUCAGCCAGUCCAAAGGAUGCAGCUCCUCAAACCAUCUUGGAAUGACCCGAUGGCGCAGCCGAGUACAGUCUCCCAUCUUCGAAGACACGCGAUCCUGGUUGAAGUAACACUUUGGGUUGUCUUUAUUCUUGCAACCUUGCUACUUUUGCUUUUGGAAUCAAACCUCAUCAACUUACUCAGGAUUGUCGGAAUUGUUACUCUUCAGACGUUGACUAUAGGCUGGACCAAACAGAGAGCGGCGUUGAGUGGGGAGAUGAAAGGGAGUGAGAAUGAAAUGGGGUUUGGGCAGAUCAUGCCUUUGCUACUCCUCAUUCUUCCAAUUUUAUCCAUAAUCCAGAGCUUCGACAACUCAAAGGACUCGGAUGAAUCAACGGCAACUCCAGAGACGAUGUCAACGCACAGCAGUCGCCGGGUUUCAGAAGCACAAAUUACUAGUUCCGGAGCGCUCAUUGAAGCAAACUCUAUAGCGGUUUCAGUAAAUGCUUCUCAAACUAUCAUUGGGUCAACUGGUAUGCAACGGGCCACAACGGAAGACGACGAAGGGAGAAUGCUGGUUGCUCGUGUUAGAACAGGCACCGACCUUGAGCGAUGCCUCGCUCCAGCGCGUUUGAUUUCCCAACCAAGCUCAGGAGCCAAUCUCGACAUCCAGGACGGUUCUGAAGAUACUUCUUCCAUCAGCGCGGAUAUUGCAAAAUUACAGGACGCUCUGUGCAGAGAGCCCUGGUUCCUCACAUUUGUCCUGGCUCUUGUGAUGAUAUACUUUGCAUAUGUUGGCCUGGCCUUCCAAUACUACUUGCCGGUGGCCUGA